Messenger RNA from Branchiostoma belcheri (Belcher's lancelet), 1238 nucleotides. Its product is annotated as transmembrane protein 45B-like. The transcript is spliced from 4 exons. Lineage: Eukaryota; Metazoa; Chordata; Leptocardii; Amphioxiformes; Branchiostomatidae. The coding region runs from base 316 to 1161 and encodes 281 amino acids. The record is from RefSeq and is a predicted model, not a curated record.
CAGCAAACUUGGAUCUAUUACAUCAAGAUCAAUGGGUUAGGUAACCUAAACUAUUGAUGUUGGUGUAUCUUAGCUACAUGGUCAUUGUAAUUUGUUCGAAUGAAAGGUACUCGAGUUACAUUGUCUAAACAGUACUUGUGCCAAUGACAUUUCAUACUACGCAGUUUUUGGUACAGGUGGCACAAUUCGGAUUACUUAAUAUAGACUACUGUUGGUUGUUGGUUAAGUGCUGAAGUCAGUGGACAUUGAGAAGUUGGAGACUCCGUCUGAACUACCGUACACUUCGUCAAGGAGUAGCAGCUUAGUAAGUCACUCAUGGGGAAUUUUCCAGGCCAUGCCAUCCCAGGCAGCUUCUUCCUCUUCUUUGGCCUGUGGUGGACCAUCAGGUAUUCCGUCAUGUGGGCUCGUCGGAUGGGAGGCCGGAAUACAGGCUCUGCUGCUGAGGUGUGUUGCAACAACGGUCCAGGUCGGUUCUUGAAGAGAGUUCCUGUGGAGGGACUGUGCAAAACUAUGUUUGGAAUAGCAGGAAUAGUGGAGGAACAACUUGUGGCACACUGGACACUCAUUGACCCAAGAACGCAACAGUUCCACGAGUUAGACAUCUGGCAACACAACACCAUGUAUCUCUUCUUUGCCCUCAACGGAAUCUUCGAUAUUCUGAUUGCCAUGAGAGCACCUGUGCCGAGUGGAAUAGACUACGUCUCCUUGUCUCUGGCGUACUCAGUUGAAGGACUGUUGUUCUUCUACCACCUGCACGGCCGCAUAGGCCUGGACGUCCGUCUGCACAGGCUGUUAGUGCUGGCGGCCGGUCUGUGUGCGGCUGUGAGCGGUCUGGAGGCCUGGAAGCCUGGCACGUUACUACUACCCAUGGUCAGGACAGCAUGUACUCUUCUACAGGGCACCUGGUUCUGGCAGGUUGGGUGGAUUUUGUAUCCUCCCUUUCCUGGCCAUGAGUGGGACCUGGAGAGCCAUGAAAACAUGAUGUUUGUCUCCAUGGCUUUCUGUUGGCACAUACUGGGCAUCCUGCUCUUCAUGUCUGUUGUCUACACAGUGGUUUAUCACAUCUACCAAGCCAAGGAGAAGCAGAGAGGUACCGAGCUGGAGCUGGGACCGCUGUCUUCUCACAUGUUACAGGCACACUCCGACUCUGAACUGGACUAACAGAUGUGUUUACAGGUUCAGUUACUUGAUAUGAUAGAUAACUACAAAUGAAGAUCAAAGAAGAACCCUUAAAUGGC